GGCGAGUUAUACGACGCCAAUAAUCUUCCAACGAGUUGGGAUUGGCGCAAGUUCGGUGGCUUGAGUAAGGUUUGGGAGCAGGGUGCGUGCGGUGGGUGCUGGGCUUUUACUACGGCCGCCGCGGUGGAGGGCGUGCACUAUAUUUGGACAAGAGAGGCGGUGACGCUGUCGCCUCAAAUGUUGUUAGAGUGCGAUCCGAUCGAUCAAGAUUGCACGGGGGGUAACAUGGUGACGGGGUAUCAGUACGCGGUGAUGAAGGGGGGCAUCAGCGCCGCGGAAGAUUAUCCAGUGCAUCCGUACACGAUCAAGACGAGCGAAGUAGGGCCUUGCAGAUCGAACACGGCUCGCAAACACGCAGCGUCGAUCGACGACUAUAUCGUCCUCGAAAACACGUGGGACGACUUGAAAUCGGCAAUUUACAUGCAACCGGUGUCCGUCGCCGUCAACGCGAUGGGCGAGCACUUUAGAUUCUACUCUGGCGGCAUCCUCACGUACGAUCAGUGUCAACCGGAUUGGGCCAACCAUCCAAACUUGAUCAAUCACGCCGUCGUCGCCGUCGGUUUCGGCUACGAUAAAACGCUGGAUAUGGAGUACGUCGUGAUAAAGAACUCUUGGGGCACGCAGUGGGGUGAAAAUGGUUACGCGCGCAUCGCGUUGCAAGGCGGCGAGCUCAACGCGACGUGCGGUUUGCUCAUCGAGGCUGUCGCGCCGUUGAAACUCAGC
Molecule: messenger RNA, 723 nt
Organism: Ostreococcus lucimarinus CCE9901
Lineage: Eukaryota; Viridiplantae; Chlorophyta; Mamiellophyceae; Mamiellales; Bathycoccaceae
Exons: 1
Cellular component (GO): lysosome
Molecular function (GO): cysteine-type endopeptidase activity
Source: RefSeq, a predicted model, not a curated record